AUGUCGCUGAAGACUCCGACGCCGGGCGGCGGCGAGCGCGAGACAUGGGGCAAGAAGGUGGACUUCCUGCUCUCGGUCAUCGGCUUCGCUGUCGACCUGGCCAACGUGUGGCGGUUUCCCUAUCUCUGCUACAAGAACGGAGGAGGGGCUUUUUUGGUUCCAUAUUGCAUCAUGUUGGUGGUGGGUGGUAUACCACUGUUUUACAUGGAGCUGGCUUUGGGACAGUUUCAUCGUAAGGGCGCCAUCACCUGCUGGGGGAGACUGGUUCCAUUGUUUAAGGGCAUUGGUUACGCGGUGGUGCUGAUAGCUUUCUACGUGGAUUUCUACUACAAUGUGAUCAUCGCUUGGGCUUUGCGUUUUUUCUUCGCCUCCUUCACUACCAUGCUACCCUGGACCAGCUGCAACAAUGAGUGGAACACACCAGCUUGCCAACCGUUUGAAGCCAACUGGGAAUCUUCUAACAUGAGUCGACCUCAGAACUCUUCCAGCCAACCCCAAGCUACCCCAUUCAAUUCUGCUGCAUCUGAAUACUUUAACCGAGCUAUUUUGGAACUACAAGGCAGCGAAGGACUUCACGACUUGGGCGCAAUUAAAUGGGACAUGGCUCUGUGUUUGCUGGCUGUUUAUAUCAUCUGUUACUUCUCUCUGUGGAAGGGCAUCAGUACUUCUGGAAAAGUGGUGUGGUUCACGGCAUUAUUCCCUUAUGCGGUAUUACUGAUUCUCUUGGUGCGAGGCAUUACUCUUCCUGGUUCAGCUACUGGCAUCGCGUACUAUUUGAGUCCAAAUUUCGAAGCUAUAACCCAGCCACAGGUCUGGGUAGAUGCAGCCACUCAAGUGUUCUUUUCACUCGGUCCCGGUUUUGGGGUAUUGUUGGCCUACGCUUCAUACAACAAGUACCACAACAACGUUUACAAGGAUGCGAUUCUAACAAGCGUGAUCAACUCUUGCACCUCUUUCGUCGCCGGUUUCGUUAUCUUCAGUGUCCUUGGCUACAUGGCUUAUGCGUCUGGCAAAGACGUCCAGGACGUGGCGACAGAAGGACCUGGCCUCGUCUUCGUGGUGUACCCAGCUGCUAUAGCCACCAUGCCUGGAUCUACAUUUUGGGCUUUGAUAUUCUUUAUGAUGUUGCUUACUCUGGGACUGGAUAGCUCCUUCGGCGGAUCAGAAGCGAUAAUAACAGCGCUCAGCGAUGAAUAUCCCCCAAUAGGACGUCAUAGAGAAAUAUUCGUGGCCUGCCUCUUCACUUUGUACUUUAUCGUCGGGCUUACAUCUUGCACCAAGGGCGGUUUCUACUUCUUCCAACUCCUGGAUAGAUACGCUGCAGGCUAUUCUAUGCUCGUGGCUGUUUUCUUUGAGGCUAUCGCAGUGUCCUGGAUAUAUGGUACCGAAAGAUUUUGUGAAGACAUCCAGGACAUGAUCGGGUUCAAGCCUGGUUUAUACUGGCGGAUAUGUUGGCGUUUUGUGGCACCGGCUUUCCUUCUAUUCAUAACCGCGUAUGGUCUCUUGGAUUAUGAACCGCUCCAAUAUGAGGGUUAUGUGUACCCUGGCUGGGCAAAUGCUUUGGGUUGGGCUAUAGCCGGGUCCAGUGUGAUUUGUAUUCCGACGGUGGCAAUAUACAAAAUUCUGACGACAAAGGGAACUUUUUUCGAGCGUCUGCGCAUCUUAACAACACCAUACGCUGACACAGAGCACAGCACCAUUCACAAUGGCGUAGUGGUCUCUGAGAGUGGUGGAGUACGUCUUACAUCAGCCGUGACCACCCCCACCACUCCUCCAGCAAAUACGUCACCAUCCCAGAAUUCCCAACCUGCGCUCGUGUGA
Molecule: messenger RNA, 1821 nt
Organism: Leptosia nina
Lineage: Eukaryota; Metazoa; Arthropoda; Insecta; Lepidoptera; Pieridae
Source: the annotation of a GenBank genome assembly